Molecule: messenger RNA, 590 nt
Organism: Rosa rugosa (rugosa rose)
Lineage: Eukaryota; Viridiplantae; Streptophyta; Magnoliopsida; Rosales; Rosaceae
Product: small ubiquitin-related modifier 1
Exons: 3
Coding region: 90-386 (98 amino acids)
Biological process (GO): protein sumoylation
Cellular component (GO): nucleus
Molecular function (GO): ubiquitin-like protein ligase binding; protein tag activity
Source: RefSeq, a predicted model, not a curated record
GAGAGAGAAAGCAAACCGUCGACUUCAAUCUUGAGAGUGUUGGAGGUCUCAAAUCUCAGUCCGAUCGCCGCCGCAGAAAGAGAGAGAAAAUGUCGGGUGUCACAAACCAGGAGGAGGACAAGAAGCCCGCCGACCAGGGCGCUCACAUCAACCUCAAAGUCAAGAGCCAGGAUGGGAAUGAGGUGUUCUUCCGGAUUAAGCGAAACACCCAAUUGAAGAAGCUUAUGAAUGCUUACUGUGAUCGGCAGUCGGUGGAUUUCAACGCCAUUGCAUUCUUGUUCGAUGGCCGUCGUCUCAGGGCCGAGCAGACUCCAGAUGAGUUGGAGAUGGAAGAUGGGGAUGAAAUCGAUGCGAUGCUGCACCAAACUGGAGGCGCCCUUGUCUAGUCAAAUGAUGUACUAAGGUUACUUAGUAGUAGUUAAGUACAUAUAGACUUUGUCUAUCUGGAAUCCAUGUCUAAAAGGAUAAUCUACUAUGUUGCUAUUAUCUAAACUUAUUGCUAGUCGUUGAUUGUCAAGACCUGACAAUUGUAUGUGUAUGAAAUAUGCUUGAUGUGGUUUGGAAGUAAGAGAACUGUUUUUUUGCGGUGA